AAUGUAUCUAUUUUACAAGAUGUGAGUAUUUAUUAACAAAUUGAUUAUUUCCCAUAAACCUAUUUUUAAAUAUAUUUCAAUAAAUCGAUAGUUUUACAUCAGCUGUCCACGAAUCAGUUUGAUGUCUUAAACUGGAUUUGUGUAGUUUUUAAUGCUUGAUAUGUGAUAUAUUUUCUGAAAUUUAGUAGAAAAUUUUUCAUGUAAGUGGCAUAUUGUACCGAGAUGCAUUAACUUUAUUUGAUUUUUCUCUGUGAUCACAAAUUGCCAUUGUUACAUUACCAUAAAUUAAAAAUACAUUUUUAUGACUUCUAUAGAUAUUUCAGAAUAAAGUUAUUCUAAAGGAAUACAUUCAACAAGCAACUGAAUUUAAAACUUCAAUAUUUUCAUAUCCCGAUGUUUGUGGAAAUAACUGUCGCAGUAAAUUAUAUAUUAUCACAUUUAUACACAAAGCUUCCGAGACGUCGAGUUGAUAGUUUCGGUGAAGAACUUGAAAAGUAUCUUCUAGCCAAAUUCCAACACCAUUGGUACCCUAGUGACCCACUUAGAGAUUCUGCUUAUCGGUGCAUUAAUUCUGUCGGUCCCCAGGUAGAUCUUCUACUUCCUGAAGCAGCAGCUGUGAGUGGGUUAGAAUGGAGUGAAAUAGAAACAUGUCUUCCAGAAGGUCUCAUUAUAAGUGUGGAUCCAGGACAUGUGGUGUGCCAAUACACCCAGUCUAACUGUACAGGUCAUGACAGAUUCCUUUCGAACCAUUGGCCAUCAUCACCAAUUUCCUUAUCAUCAUCUGGAUGUUCUUCUGCAUCUUCUAUCUCAUCAUCCAACUUGACAAACUCAUCUCAGAUUACUCACCAAGUUCUUUACAGUUUACAAGGUGGAUGGAUUACAAACAAUACAAAUAUGUUAGAUGGAAGUAAACGAGGUCAGUUUAUAACAAAACUUAGACGUUUCGAAAAUGAUCAUGGCGAUUUACUGUCUACAGCUGCUGCUUUGAGUGUGUUAGUUGAACCUGAUGAAGGAAUCGACACCAAAUUUGAGCCUAAUACAAUGUAUGGAGUAAACUCCUUAGCUUUGAACCAUUCAAACUGGAACAAUGAAUCUUCUGUAAUCAGUACAUCUGUAAUAAAUCAGGAAGAACUUUCUAGGACUGAACCAAAUGAAUUUGAUUUAAAAUCUAUAAAUCCCCUACAAGCUGAAAUGUAUCAUGAGAAAGAAAUGUCAAAAACAAUGAAUACUUUUCCAUGGGGUGUUUCUGAAAACGUGAAAGAAUCUUUUUUAUCUAUAACAGGUAAUGAUCCGAUUGGCGGAACACCAUCAACAACUCAGUCUGUUAUUUUCAAUGCCAAAACAAAUACAUUCCAUUCAUUUCAUCGUUCCUCCUCUAAUCCUCCUCAUUCAGGUCAGUUAACAACAACCCAUGGUAAAGAAUCUAUUGCACUGUCAGCAAAUUUUGAAAAUUCAAAUGUUCUGUGCUCAAAAUCUGAUCAACCAUUCAAUCAAAUGUUUACAAAUCCAUUACCGAAAUCAUAUCCAACAUACAUACAACCUCUUAAUUCAUCACAUCCAUUCGUUCAAAAAUCUACAUCUACUCCAAGUUUUACAGCGGCUACUUUUGCUCAAACUAAAUUUGGCUCAACUAAGUUGAAAAGUCAUCCAAAACGUACACCUACUCGUAUUCUUUCCCCAGCAACUGUACAACAAACUAUUACAGCUAAUGAGAAUUUCUUAUCAAACGAUAGUGUUCUGACCAACUUUUUAACAAAUAACCAGCGUUUCGAUGCAUCGAAUUCAUCAAACAUGAGUGCAUUUAGAAGUUUUUUACCAAUGAAUAUUGAUAUAAAUACAACUAAACAAACCGGUUAUAUAACAAUGAAUGAAUCGAAUAUUUCUGAUCACAAUGAUUAUCUUAAUAUAAAUUUACAUGAAAAUGGGAAUUCAAUAUCUGAAAUGAAAUUUCUACCCAUUUCAUUUCAUCAAAGAAAUACAUAUAAUCGUAGUAAUAAUAAUCACAUUAAUAAUAACGAUACUUUUUUAAUAUCGAAUUUAGAAAAUUACCUAUUAAAUUCAUCGGAAGAUACUAGUCCAAAUAGUGUUUUGGAGAGGAUUCAUUUGAAUGAGGUUCAAAAUGAUGGUCAUACUGCAACGAGUUAUUGGCAAUCAUCAUUUGAAAAGCAUUUACAAUCUACCAAUAUGACAAUGGUAACAACAGAUGAAAUGGAUCUGAAAUCAGACAAUACAGAUUUUACCAAUUUAGCUGAUUGCACAAAUUGGAAUAAUAAUUAUUAUUCAUCAGCUAAUAGAACCACAUUUAAUCAUGUAUCGAACAAUUUACUUUUGGACAAUAAUUUCAAAGGUAAUUUAACAGGACUAUCAUCAAUCUGUGUUUCCAGUCCUGCUGAACAGCAUCAGAUCCAGCAACAACAAGUAAACAUGAAAACAAACGAAAAUUUAACCGGUAGCAUUGAAGCACCGACAUCAAAUGACGUUUCCAACAUUAAUAAUGAUUGUCUACUAGAUGAUGUUCUACUUUCUACACAGAUGGUAAAUUUGCUCUUAGAAGAGGACAGUCUAACUGAUCCAAAUUAUCGUGAAAACGUGUUCAAUUAUUUUCAUUCAGAUGAUGAUGAAAUAGAAGGAUUUAAAAAUAUUAAAAGUCAUUUGACCUUAACGAACAAAGAAAGUGAUCAGAAUGGUAAAGAUAUUCAUACUGAUAAUAGUAUUAGUUGUAAUAAUGGUCAUUUAGCGUUCAAAGAAGUGGAACCAAUUACAAAAUAUAAUGAAUCUAAUUUAAUUCAUACAGGAACAUCGAUAGCUGGUUCAGUCACAGAUAAUAUGCCUAGCAUGGUUGCAACAUAAAUUGUUUAGUCUUUCUAGAAAAUUCAGGAAGACUUUUUGAUUUGUUCCUAGUUUUAAAACUUUCAUAUUUUUCCCAUCGCUUUAUUCUUAUUUUAUGGUUUUCCUGGUUUUCUCACUAACAUUAUCGUUCUUUUCUCUCAUGCUCAAGUUUUUUGGUUAUUUUCUAUACAUUUAUACAUGCAGAUUAGUAUAACUAUUGCUAAUUGUCAUUACCAUUUACAAAAUACCAUCAUAUAACUGAAAACUUAGAGUCCAUCAUUGUUUUUUGUGUUACCCUUUCCUAAUGAAGACAUAAACAACAUAAUGCUCUAUUUUUAUCUAUUUUUCACUGUUAGUUUUGUUAUAUUUCAAUGAUUUAUUUCCACAAAAAAAUAAUAACCAAAACUCUCCCAAUUCUGUCCAACUUCAUUUCCUUAAAUACGGAUAAACACAUAGUAGAACUACAGACACACAUAAAGAUUAUACACAUACUAUACUUACUGAUCAAUAAUAAAACUACGGAUUUGACCUUAAAAUUGACAUCUAAUCUGACGCACGCUCAAGUGUGUCUGUGUACACUCUCGGAAUGUAUAUGACAUGCAUUAACUGAAAAAUUCCCUGCUAUGGCCGUUUCAUAGACUAGUGUUCUUUUUUGUGUGUGUGAAAUAUACAGAACAUUUAUCUAUCUAUCUGAAAAUGUCAUAUAUUGAUUCAUGAUUUAAAAUCGAUGUUUUGCUUUUACUAUCUGAUAGAAAAUUUAAAAAAAAAAUCAAUAGCCUAUUUCUUGCAUAAAUUUCCAUUAAUCAUCCAUUCAAAUGGAAACUAGGAUAAAUAAACAUGGAAUAACGAAAGAUAUUAAGAAAUUUGACAUUAUAAUGAUGUUGCACAGUAGAAAUGUUCAAUUUUGAAUAAAUGUUGAGAUCUGAGACUGUAUAAUAUGAAUGUAGAAAUCUCAAUAGAUCUUUCAGAUUUCUAAAACAAAAUUAAACAGCACAGAUAAACUUCUCUAAACACAAAAAUAAUACGAUAAAGAUCUAUUAUUUUAUUUAUUUGCUUUCCUAUUUUUAAUUUAUCUAGUCAAUUUUGUUUUUAUUCUAUCAACAAAGCUUAUUGUUGCUUAUUGAAUAACCAACUGUUCAGUGUAACAUUAUCAGAGGUUGGUUGCUACUCAUCGCUAACUAUCAUCAACCAUGAGUUCUUUCUUUUCUUUUUGACUAGUUUUUUUUAUAUUAAAUGCCCAGAAAAGAAACAUUGACAAAUACACACAGAGUAUAUGCUUGUUCCGAAAGGAUUCAGUGACCCUAUUUUUAUCAGCAGUUUUUUUACUGUUUCUACGAUUGUUCAGUGAUUAUUAUUACUGUUAUUAUUGUCACAUACAUUACUAUUGUUAUUAAUUUUACAAUUGUUAACUACUUUGUUUUGAGUCUUGGUAUAAUAAGUGGUAAACUGAAAUGAUUUCUGUUACAAAUCUGAACUAUGAUAUCCAACUGAUAUGACCGCAUUUGUGUGUCUGAAAGAGAGAGAGUAAUUAUUGAAUGUAACAAACCAAUCAUUCGACAGUUUUCUAUUCUUUUUUUUUUCUAUUCGCAAAUCUUUCCAUUAUUCUCUUUUUUCGAAUGUAUGUAUACAUGCGUGCGUAAUUAUUUGUGCCUAAAGAAUUCAGACAAAAGCAAUAUGAAUGUGAAACACAACAUGUCUUCAUUUUCUUUUAAGAAAAGUUUUUCGUCUUUCCAAUACUCCACUUAUUUUCUUAACUUUUAUUUAGCUUCAUUUUUAACUGCUUUGCGUGGCUAGACUCACUUAAACAUAUACACAUAUGGAAAAUAAUCUAUGACUACAUUUAUUUAUGAGAUGUAAUGUAAGAUCCAAAAAAGACGGUCAAACACAGUAGGAGUCUCAUGAGGUUGUUGUAUUUUUUUAAUUACCAUUAUUUUAAGCUGUGAGAGAAUUAGUCUUUUUUUCAUAAGCUUGUGUACUUUUUUCCAUGUUUUUAAUUAGUUUAAUUAAUAAUUUAUAAUUCCUAUAUAUGAGCAUUUUAAUUUGUUAGUUAUCUAUUGAUUGAAUCUACAUAGUAUUGGUGAUCAAAAAUGAAGAGAAUUUACGGUCUUGAUAAGGUUUAGUUGUUAAGAUUC
Molecule: messenger RNA, 4961 nt
Organism: Schistosoma intercalatum
Lineage: Eukaryota; Metazoa; Platyhelminthes; Trematoda; Strigeidida; Schistosomatidae
Source: the annotation of a GenBank genome assembly